AUGGAGGUAGGUAGCUGCAGAAGAGACGCGAUCUCAUAAAAUCCGGUCGCUACCUCACCCUCGGGCAGCCAUCUGCCCUUCCGCGCCUUCCCAACUCGCUGUACAAAACCCAAACCAGCCCCCGAAUCCCCUCUACCAUGCCUCCGCCGGAGAUGCGAACCUCCGGCGAUUCCCGCCGGGGAGCCCCCCACAUCGCCCUCCUCCCCAGCGCUGGCAUGGGCCACCUAACCCCCUUCUGCCGCCUCGCCGUCGCCCUCUCCGACAGCGGCUGCGACGUCUCCUUCAUCACCGUCCAACCCACCGUCUCCUCCGCCGAGUCCCGCCGCGUCGCCGCCCUCCUCGCUGCCUUCCCCCGCCUCCGCCCCCUCGAUUUCCGCCUCGCCGACUUCGACCCCUCCGCCUUCGCCUCCACAGACCCCUUCUUCCUUCGCUUCGAGGCGAUCCGCCGCUCCGCCCACCUCCUCCCCGCUCUCCUCGCCGCCGCCUCCCCGCCGGUCUCCGCCGUCGUCGUCGACAUCUCCUUGGUUUCCACCUUCCUCCCCGUCCUCGCCGGCGUCGGCCUUCCGUGCUACCUUCUCUUCACCGCCUCCGCCGCGAUGCUUUCCCUCUGUGCACACUUUCCAGCGUACAUCGCCGCCAAAACCACCGCCGGCGUCGGCGACGUCGAGAUCCCCGGCCUGCGGACAGUGCCCAAGUCCUCCAUCCCGCUGCCGCUCCACGACCCGAACAAUCUCUUCACCACUCAAUUCGUCGAGAAUGGUCGAAUACUUCAGAAAGCCUGCGGCAUCUUGAUCAAUACAUUCCAUGCCUUGGAGCAGGAGGCGCUGGACGCGCUGAACGGGGGGAAGGUGGUGCCCGCCGGGCUUCCUCCGGUGGUUGCCAUCGGACCGCUGAAACCGGUGAUAGGUUGCGAAGGAGGCUCGCCGCUCCCCUGGCUCGACGCCCAGCCGGCACGGUCGGUGGUCUACGUGAGCUUUGGGAGCCGGACCGCCAUGUCGGCGGAGCAGAUGAAGGAGCUGGGAACUGGGUUGGAGAGGAGUGGGUGUAGGUUCUUGUGGGUGGUGAAGAGUAAGGUGGUGGACAGAGAGGAAGAGGUGGAGUUGGAGGAAUUAUUAGGAGAGGAGUAUCUGGAAAGAGUGAGGGAGAGGGGGUUGGUGGUGAAGGGGUGGGUGGAGCAAGAGGAGAUCCUGGGGCACGUAGCCGUCGGUGGGUUUCUUAGCCACUGUGGGUGGAACUCGGUGACCGAGGCGGCGUUGCACGGGGUGCCGAUCUUGGCGUGGCCGAGGUUAGGGGACCAGAGGGUGAAUGCGGACGUUAUGGCGAGGGGUGGGCUUGGGAUUUGGGUGAAGGAGUGGAGCUGGGAGGGCGAAGAGAAGGUGGUGAGAGGGGAGGAGAUCGGCGAGCGCGUGAGGGAGCUGAUGGAGGACGAGGGCUUGCGGGCGUCGGCGGCGAGGCUGGGGAAGGAGGCUGUGAAGGCUGUGGCUGUGGAUGGGAGCUCCGGUAAAGGGCUGGCAGAGUUCAUCGGCAAGCUUUGAAGGAGGAGGAGGAGUUCCAUGGGGAAGUUCGAUAGUGUGAUGAAUGCUCGGUCUUUGUUCUGAAUAAUGUGGCUGUUUGUUUGAGAACAUUAAUUUGGAAUUUGGCGUCGCUUCUUAUUUGUGUUUGACAAACUGGUGUUCUCCCUUGUAUUCACAUCGUGCCUCGGCAACAAUAUAUAUUUGUUUAAAUUUUAAACUGUUAAAAGCAUA
This is a messenger RNA of Phoenix dactylifera (date palm), 1745 nucleotides long. Its product is annotated as UDP-glycosyltransferase CGT-like. Gene Ontology annotation, molecular function: UDP-glucosyltransferase activity. The record is from RefSeq and is a predicted model, not a curated record. Lineage: Eukaryota; Viridiplantae; Streptophyta; Magnoliopsida; Arecales; Arecaceae.